This is a messenger RNA of Myotis brandtii (Brandt's bat), 631 nucleotides long. Its product is annotated as plexin-A2. Bases 287 to 631 code for a protein of 114 amino acids. Gene Ontology annotation, biological process: positive regulation of axonogenesis; regulation of cell migration; negative regulation of cell adhesion. The transcript has 2 exons. The record is from RefSeq and is a predicted model, not a curated record. Gene Ontology annotation, cellular component: semaphorin receptor complex. Gene Ontology annotation, molecular function: semaphorin receptor activity. NCBI's taxonomy places the organism in Eukaryota, Metazoa, Chordata, Mammalia, Chiroptera, Vespertilionidae.
CAAAACUUACCAUGGAGUCACCCACUGGUUUUUGCACUGCUGCCCUUCCCUCCUUAAUCUAUCCCCUUCACCUUUUUUUGAAAAAGGCAAUUAACUUCUGAGCGCAUGUGUCAAUUAUUCCUAUUAAGAUGACUGUUAUCUACAGGGCAAAAACCUCUGCCCUCCUGCCUCUGGAGGUGCCAAACUCAAUUACACGGUGCUGAUUGGAGAGACCCCGUGUGCCGUCACUGUGUCCGAGACACAGCUCCUCUGCGAGCCCCCCAACCUCACGGGGCAGCACAAGGUCAUGGUUCACGUGGGCGGGAUGGUGUUCUCUCCGGGCUCGGUGAGUGUCGUCUCAGACAGCUUGCUGACCCUGCCAGCCAUCGUCAGCAUCGCGGCGGGCGGCAGCCUCCUCCUCAUCAUCGUCAUCAUCGUCCUCAUCGCCUACAAGCGGAAGUCUCGAGAAAACGACCUCACGCUGAAGAGGCUCCAGAUGCAGAUGGACAACCUGGAGUCCCGUGUGGCCCUGGAGUGUAAGGAAGGUGCGUGGAGGCACUCUGUCUUUAGCGAACUUACUACCUCCCUCCUUACCAACAGCGCUCAUCUUUACUUCCAUCCUCCCCACCCCAGCCAUUGUGCUCCACUUUGA